UCACUGCACUCAAAAUGGCCAUUAGCAAACCUGUAGCUCUUGGGCUUCUUGCCCUCUUAAGCAUUGGACUAUCCAGUGCUGCAAGUGCAAGGGUAGCAAGAUACUCCACUGCUGAAGGGAAAGGGGAGGGACAGGGAGAGGGUGUGGCAUAUGGGAGUGGUUCUGGCUCAGGAUCUGGGGAUGGCUUUGGGUCCAGUGAUACUAGUAACACCGGGGGCAGGGAUGGGAUAAGUAAGGCCCAUGCUAGAGCUGGAGGUGGGGGCAGUGGUGAUGGAGGUAGUAACCUCGGCGGAGCUGCACAUGGUUCUGGAUCAGGCUCCGGCACUAGCUCUAGUUCUAGUAGGGGUUCCGGAAGAGAGUGGCUUGCUGGUGGAUAUGCCAAUGCUGGUGGUGCGGGGGGUGGGGGUGGUGCUGCACAAGCUGAUGGAAGUUCCGAUUCCAUGGGUCAUGGGUAUGGAUCUGGAUCAGGUGCUGGCUCUGGCACCCGAUAUGAUGAUCGUGGUUAUUAUGGGGGGCACUCGGAUGCGGUUGGUGGUGGUGAUGGCAAUGGCGGAGGCAAUGGGCUACUUGGUGGACAUGGCAAUGGUGAAGGUAACGGACAAGGGUAUGGGAAUAGUGGCUAUGGAUCAUCAUCCCCCUAAAAUAAAACCCCAUGGUGUUGGAUUGGAUCAACCUAAUCUCACCGCCCAUCACACUACUCAUUCCUUUUCUUUUUGCGAGGAAUCACACUAGUCGUUCAACUUAUUGUCCCUCGAUGUAUUUUCUAGUUUUCCUAAAUUAUAAGGCAACAAGAAAUAAAUGGCAUCAGUAUGUGUAAUGUGCAUGAUAUGUGUCGACAAGAAUGACUGCACACGUGCAGUAGUCACAUCUCUACUAUAAUA
Molecule: messenger RNA, 881 nt
Organism: Setaria italica (foxtail millet)
Lineage: Eukaryota; Viridiplantae; Streptophyta; Magnoliopsida; Poales; Poaceae
Product: putative glycine-rich cell wall structural protein 1
Exons: 1
Coding region: 15-641 (208 amino acids)
Source: RefSeq, a predicted model, not a curated record